AUUCAGAAACAUGUUACGCAUAUAAUGUGUAGUGGAGCAAGUUAGAUGACAGUAACUAAUGAGGCGGUCCUGCGUUAAUUACGAUGAGGCCGGACUUUCGAUUGGUGGUCCAACAGGAAAUGCCUCUGGCAGCGCCUGAGAAGCCUGAAUGGCACGAACACACCACGGAGGAUUCUUCGAUGUCUGGACUGGUUGGAUCUCUGCGAGGCUUGGAGGACAAUUCCGGGAAUACAACGCAGCCUUAUCGCAGGAACAGCCUUGCUUUAUCAUUACAUUCCAAUUUAGCUGCUUUUCCGGCAGCUAAUAAUCAUGAAGUCUCGUCUUUCCAUGUGGUCGACUCAGCAAGGAGGAGAUUCAGCAACGUCAGCGAUGUUGUUUCCAGGAAGAUAUCUCAUACAAUACGCUGGAGGACUGUUUCAGCUUCUGUUGAGCUUACGGUUUCUCAGGGAUCUUCAUUAUGCGCUCAAUACAUUCGAAACCGAUUGAAACGAUCAGGAAUCUUCCAUCGAAAACUUGGACUAAAAAGAAUGAGAAGUGUUAUGUUGCUUCCUGGUGGAGCAGUUGUUGGAGAAGUAUAUCCAGAGUUAGUAUCAAUUGGAGCUGAGCUUGAAAAAAUGCAUCCAAAUUUAUUCAACCGUGUAGCACGACAGAUCGGUUGUGGUAGCUUCUCCACUGAACAAUCUGCUUGUGAGGCUAUCGUCGAUGUCUCCAGGGAAAUGAUCAGGAAUGGAGAGAUGAAUUGGAGUAAAGUAAUAGCCCUUUAUGCGGUUGCUGGUGGCAUUGCUGUAGAUUGUGUACGCCAGGGAAAACCUGAAUUCCUACCUGCCAUACAAAGAGGCAUGACAGAUGUUCUGGAAGAGGACCUUGCUGUAUGGAUACAGGCCAAUGGAGGAUGGUCUGCUUUAACAACACGGUACAGACCGCCGACAAAAGAGACUAUAUGGUAUUCACGGAAACUCGGAUUGUUAUUUAUAAUUACCAUUUUAAUAAUUAUCAUGAUCUCCAUAUCUUUAAAACUAUUAGUUUUAUAAUACGUAUUAAAUAUAAAUAUAUUAAACCAACUU
Osmia lignaria (orchard mason bee) is the source of this 1064-nucleotide messenger RNA. RefSeq names its product apoptosis regulator BAX. Gene Ontology annotation, molecular function: BH domain binding. Gene Ontology annotation, cellular component: mitochondrial outer membrane. Gene Ontology annotation, biological process: release of cytochrome c from mitochondria; extrinsic apoptotic signaling pathway in absence of ligand; intrinsic apoptotic signaling pathway in response to DNA damage. NCBI's taxonomy places the organism in Eukaryota, Metazoa, Arthropoda, Insecta, Hymenoptera, Megachilidae. The record is from RefSeq and is a predicted model, not a curated record.